ACACGAGGCCUGUACGAACAAUAUCAGGGCAGCCGCGGCUGUACCGGGAUAGCAACAGUUCCGGUCAGGGACCAGCAAUCGGGACAACGAUCCCCGCGGGCGGGGAUGGAGUUGCCGCGCCAUCUCUCUUUCUCUUAAUCCUAGUCCCCCUCUUGCGAAACCCUAGCGCUUGCGAAACCUUCGCCUCCGCGGCGUCCUCAGACCCCAUCUCUCCUUCGCCUUGCUCCUCUCUUCCGGAGCGACCUCCGUGCCGAUCGCCGUCCACAACUCCAGCGAGCGGCUAUUGGCGUAGAGACCGUCUCCGACCGCCUACUAGGUUAGUAGGGUUACAACAUCAGAUUCCUCCUGAACAUUUUUAAGGAUUAUCCUAUGGGUGCUCCGAAGCAGAAGUGGACCGCAGAGGAAGAGGCUGCACUCAAAGCUGGAGUUGUUAAGCAUGGGGCUGGCAAAUGGCGCACGAUAUUGAAAGAUCCUGAAUUUAGUGGCAUCUUAUGUUUGAGGUCGAAUGUUGAUCUCAAGGAUAAGUGGCGGAACAUAAGUGUGACUGCAAGUGGAUGGGGAUCACGGGAGAAGGCCAGGAUAGCUUUGAAAAAGAGCAAACAAGUUUCCAAGCAUGAUGAUAACCUGAUGGCACUCAGUACAAUAGUUAAGGAUAUCAAUGAUGAAAUUGUUAAUGCCGAGCCUCUUGCAGUGUCUAGUGAAUCCUUACGGAUUCCUGGUCCUAAAGGAUCUAAUUCAAGGCUAGAAAAUCUUAUAUUGGAAGCUAUAACAACGUUGAAGGAGCCUUCUGGGUCUGACAAGACAGACAUUGCCAUGUAUAUAGAGGAUCAAUAUUGGCCUCCUCCAGAUUUCAAACGAUUGUUGUCUGCAAAACUGAAGGCAUUAACAGCAAGUGGGAAAUUGAUUAAGGUGAAGCGCAAGUAUAGGAUAGCACCUAGUUCAUCUUUUUCAUUAGGAAAAAACUCCAAUUUGUUGCUCCCUGAUGGAAAGCGAAGGGAGUCUUCCGGAUUAGAAAAGGAUGAUGUCAAACCCCUUACAAAAUCUCAAGUUGACGCUGAAUUGGCACGGAUGAGAAACUUGACGGCACAGGAGGCUGCAGCAGCUGCUGCUCAAGCAGUUGCAGAGGCAGAAGCGGCAAUGGCGGAAGCUGAAGAAGCAGCAAGGGAGGCAGAGGCUGCAGAAGCUGAUGCAGAAGCAGCACAGGCUUUUGCUGAGGCAGCUAUAUUGAUGCUGAAAAACAGAAAUGCAGCUAAGAUGAUGAUUUGAGUUUGAUGGGAGUCAUCAAGGCUAUUCUGCUGUGUUUCCCCAUUUUCUCCAUACUUGCAAGAUAUUCUGCCUUUCGUUUUGUCAAAUGUGUAUAAUAUAGUCUGUAUAUAAUGUAGGUUUCGUACAAAUAAUAACCUGGCAUACCUGUUUUGGUUCAUGGUCCCUACCUGGAAUUUCCAUGAUCAUCAUGAUCUCCUGGGCACCGUCAUUUCGUUCGUGCUGUUGCAGGGCAGAAAACUGAGCUGCACAAUUGUUUCAGUUGCAUGUGUUCUGCUAUAGAAUAGAGGGGAGAAAGAGGAGCUUAGUACGCUGUUGUAUUCAGAGGUUAAAAUUUUCACUUAAAA
Phoenix dactylifera (date palm) is the source of this 1610-nucleotide messenger RNA. RefSeq names its product single myb histone 6-like. Lineage: Eukaryota; Viridiplantae; Streptophyta; Magnoliopsida; Arecales; Arecaceae. Gene Ontology annotation, molecular function: double-stranded telomeric DNA binding. The record is from RefSeq and is a predicted model, not a curated record. Gene Ontology annotation, biological process: nucleosome assembly. Gene Ontology annotation, cellular component: nucleosome.